UAUAGUGAACAAGUGAAAUCUUAUCUCAAACAAAAAUCAGAAAAACAAUAAUGGAACGUUGGCAAAAUAAAGUAGCUGUAGUGACCGGUGCUAGUUCGGGUAUUGGCGCUGCGGUAGUCAAAGACUUAGUCAAUGCUGGCUUGAUUGUCGUAGGUUUAGCACGUCGUGUAGGGCGCGUUGAAGAACUUAAAGAACAAGUUGCUGCGGGAAAGCAACAAAAUCUAUAUGCACGUCAAUGUGAUGUUUCCAAUGAGGAUUCAGUGAAUGAAGGAUUUGAUUGGAUUGAAAAGAAUCUAGGUGGCAUAGAUAUACUGUUGAAUAAUGCUGGUCUUUAUAAGGAAGGAAAUUUAUGUGAAUUAGACACAAAUAUAUUACAGGGAAUACUACAGACCAAUGUUAUGGGCGUGGUAUAUUGCACAAAACGUGCAUUCAAAUCAAUGAAGGAACGUAAUUUUGAUGGUCAUGUUUUAAUAAUAAACAGUAUUUCUGGUCAUAACGUGUUAAAUACUGCAAUUCUCAAAUCACCAUCCAGUAAUAUAUGCUCGCCAUCGAAAUUCGCUGUGACUGCUAUGACAGAAGUUUAUCGGCAAGAAUUCAAUAAUUUGGAAACUAAGAUUAAAAUAACUAGUAUUAGCCCUGGAUUAGUUUCAACGGAGAUGCUUCCGGAACAGUUAAAAAAAACUAUGUUGGGUCGUACAUUGCUACCCGAGGAUAUUUCUAAUGCAGUUCUAUUCGCAAUAUCCACACCACCGCAUGUGCAAAUUCAUGAGUUAACUAUUAAGCCGGUAGGAGAAGUCCUUUAAGUUUAAAAUAAUCAUAUGUGAUAAAUGAAAUAAUUAUUUGUUGAGAAUGAUAUA
Molecule: messenger RNA, 857 nt
Organism: Teleopsis dalmanni
Lineage: Eukaryota; Metazoa; Arthropoda; Insecta; Diptera; Diopsidae
Product: farnesol dehydrogenase-like
Exons: 2
Coding region: 51-803 (250 amino acids)
Source: RefSeq, a predicted model, not a curated record